This is a messenger RNA of Cucurbita pepo subsp. pepo (vegetable marrow), 1649 nucleotides long. Its product is annotated as equilibrative nucleotide transporter 1-like. Gene Ontology annotation, molecular function: nucleoside transmembrane transporter activity. Gene Ontology annotation, biological process: nucleoside transmembrane transport. The record is from RefSeq and is a predicted model, not a curated record. Lineage: Eukaryota; Viridiplantae; Streptophyta; Magnoliopsida; Cucurbitales; Cucurbitaceae. Gene Ontology annotation, cellular component: plasma membrane.
UACCUGCACGGCUGAGGACUCCGAGCCGAGUCCCCACUCCCCAAAUGCAAAUGCAAAGCCAAAGGCAAAAGCUAAAGCGCGCCGAUCACUCCUCUUUUUAGUUCUAGAUUCCUAAUCUUGUUAGGUUGACCCAAAUUAUCCAGAUUGCUGUACUUCGCAAUUCAUAGUUAUUCUGCAGUGUCGCCCACGUUAACUCACCCUACCUAGAUCCGGACUGUUUGAAUCUCCGAUGGGUCUCGCCGAUGGAGAUUCGGAAUCGACCUCUCUUCUGGAGACUACAUCCGUCGCUGCGACACCCAAUAAGGUUCCCAAAGAUUCAUUCCAUUUGGCCUAUAUAAUCUACUUUACCUUGGGCUUUGGUUACCUCCUUCCGUGGAACGCUUUUGUCACGGCUAUUGACUACUUCUCCUAUCUCUACCCAGAUGCAAGCGUCGAUCGCAUCUUUGCUGUUGUUUACAUGGGGGUUUCCUUCAUUUGCCUCGUCUUCAUUAUCUUGUAUUCCCACAAGUCUAACGCACAUUUAAGGAUCAACCUGGGUUUGGUCCUUUUUGUGCUGACCCUGCUUGUGGUUCCAGUUAUGGACGUGGUUUACAUUCAGGGCCGGGUCGGGUUGUACGAGGGGUUCUAUGUGACCAUCGGAUCGGUGGUCUUGUGUGGAGCUGCUGAUGCCGUCGUGCAGGGUGGGGUGAUUGGCUCUGCUGGUGAGCUGCCGGAGAGGUACAUGCAGGCUGUUGUGGCUGGCACCGCCGGUUCCGGGGUCCUUGUUUCUUUCUUGAGGAUUCUAACCAAAUCAAUAUACCCACAAGAUGCGAGUGGGCUGAGAGAAAGUGCAAAGCUUUACUUCGCCGUUUCCAUUGUAGUGAUGGUUAUAUGUACAAUAUUGUACAAUGUGGUUGAAAAGCUACCUGUGGUGAAGUAUUACAAGGACUUGAAGGCAGAAGCUACAAACAUGGAGGAAGAGGAAAAAGGGCCUCUGACUGGGAUGGUAUGGAGAUCAACGCUGUGGCAGAUAGUAGAGAGGAUCAAGUGGUACGGCUUUGGGAUUCUCCUUAUCUACAUAGUAACUUUGUCAAUAUUUCCAGGAUACAUUACUGAGGAUGUUCAUUCUUCCAUUCUCAAAGACUGGUACCCGAUUCUCCUUAUUACUGGCUACAACGUGUUCGAUCUUGUGGGCAAGUCCCUCACUUCAGUUUAUGUUAUUCAAAAUCCCAAGAUUGUUAUUGGUGGAUGUGCCGUGAGACUCUUGUUCUUUCCACUCUUCUUUGCGUGUCUUCACGGUCCUCUAGUCUUCAGAACUGAGAUUCCAGUGACGGUGCUGACUUGCCUGAUGGGUCUUACUAAUGGCUAUUUGACAAGUGUUCUCAUGAUGUUGGCUCCAAAGAUUGUCCAGUUGCAACACGCAGAAACCGCAGGAGUUGUCAUGGUUCUGUUCUUGGUCACCGGUUUGGCGGCCGGUUCUGUUCUGUCUUGGUUUUGGAUCAUCUAGUGAUAUUUUCUAUUUGUGUAAUCUCAAAACCGGGAUUGUUUCACCCUCGUCGUUUCUCCUUUCAAAUUUGUUUAUAAAGCAAGUAUUGUUUUUCUGCCCAAUGUAUCAGACACUGGAAAAGUACCUACGUUUUCAACUUCUACAUCGUCGUUAAGUUCAAGUA